This is a messenger RNA of Acytostelium subglobosum LB1, 540 nucleotides long. RefSeq lists its product as hypothetical. The transcript has a single exon. Bases 1 to 540 code for a protein of 179 amino acids. Lineage: Eukaryota; Evosea; Eumycetozoa; Acytosteliales; Acytosteliaceae. The record is from RefSeq and is a predicted model, not a curated record.
AUGACUAAUCAAACUUCUAGUCCAACACCACAACAGGAGAUCUAUGACUUGAUCAUCAAGUUUGUUAUGGACUCUGUAUCGGGUACUGUAUCUGGUCUGUGCCGAGUGAUGGGUCAUAAGGCGAUCAAGACAGAGAAGUUCUCAAACAUUGUCCUUGGAGCAGUUGCCAGGUACUUCAACGAGAUUGCUCAUUCAAUAGAGUCAAGAGACGAUGAUUAUGUCAAUGAAUGCUUUGACAAAAUGUCAAGUAUCAAUCUACAUAAUGGACCGAUGCACCCAAUAGACAUCCUGCUCCUUGUUGGCAACCUUUCAUUCCAACUGAUAAACUCAAUGCAUCUGGAGCAGAUGAUCAUUGGAGGCACAAACACAGACCCAGAAGCAGCACAUCAAUGUCGCAUGAACCUCUAUCGAGUUCACAUGCGCUCGGUGCUCACAGACUUUUCCAAAGAGUUGGUCACUAAGCUCAAAGGAUGUGAUUCCAAACACGAACACGAGCCUCUCCAGCCAGGCGAAGACUUGUUUACUCUUACUCACGAGUAA